This is a messenger RNA of Lampris incognitus (smalleye Pacific opah), 1337 nucleotides long. RefSeq lists its product as uncharacterized. The record is from RefSeq and is a predicted model, not a curated record. Lineage: Eukaryota; Metazoa; Chordata; Actinopteri; Lampriformes; Lampridae. The transcript is spliced from 4 exons. Bases 55 to 930 code for a protein of 291 amino acids.
UCCAAUGCAGGCUGCCAAAACAAGAACAACGUUGGACUGUUUUUCUUAUACAAAAUGCUCAAGGCCCUGUUGAUUAUCUUGCAUCGCGCAAUCAUCUGGAGAAAACAUGGCGUUUCCUGGAUUUUCCUCUGCUUCAUGCUCUCAGGAAGUCACUCCCUCAUCAAAGUUGAGCAGAUUCCAGUAGUUGUGUCACCACUGAGUCAUAAUGUCACCCUGAAGUGUGAACUUAUCUAUUCCUCUGAAGACAAGCCCACCAACAUACCUAUUCUCUACUGGGAGCUCUUAAGUUCCGAUCGAGACCCCCCACCCAGACUGUGGCCCAAGGGAGAACCGUAUGAGGGACGGGUGGAGCAACUGGAAACCAAUGCCACAGCCCAGAACAAGUCCAUACUUCUGAAGGACGUCCGGUGGGAGGACAGUGGGGUUUAUCAGUGUAAACUGUCCAUCAAAACAAAAAGCGCAGGAUAUGGAAGGAUAAAAGGGAGAGGAACUGUGCUGAGGGUGUUCGACGCCAUCUUCUUCAACGCCACUGCUGAGCAUGACAACCAGCUCCAAUGUGCUGUGAGGGUAUCCCACGACCUUGGCUUUGUUCUGUCUGUGACCCACGAUGGACUCAAGCAAACCAUCGAUUCCAUCGCAGGAAACAACGUUUCAGAUCUGCCGUACGUUCCUCUCGCUGGUAGUGUUCCCUUGAGCAAAUUCGGGGACUAUGAAUGUCAACUCCACCUGAACGACACGCUGAUAGACAGAAGGACUUUUCAGCACAACCCACCUGAGCCUGAGAAGACAGACUACCCACAACCAUGGCUCCUUUACGUGGCCAUCCUGCAGACUCCUCUAACCGUUCUGCUGUUCCUGCUCACUGCCAUGCUUUUGUAUCCCUCUGCUGAGAGAGUCCGUAUCCCUGUGGACCGCAGAAAAACCAGUUAGUGUGGCACAGGAGAUUAAAGUUGUCAUCGCCUAAAAGAGCACCAUCUCCAAAAAAAAGAAGAAGAAAAAAAAACCGUUUGGCUUUAAAAAGAAGCUAAAGCCUGCAGCACUUUUGUGAGUUUGACACCAUCUGAAGGUGAAGGACCUUCCAUAAGUGCUGAGCUGAUCUUGGGGCCAAAUGAUGUAAGCAGAGCAGGAUAAACACAGAAGUAGAGUAAAAUUAACGACGUGUCUGUUUGAUUUAGGUGUGGAAAUGAACCAGCAUUAAUAACAACUACUAGUUUGUCAAUGCCGGCUCACUGCGAUCUUCUUUUUAUAACAUAACAUGGAUGUAUAUGUACCCUUUGAAGGCUUGUGAAUGCCUCAGUUUACCUAGAGAAAUGAAAAGUGUACAAAUUAAAGGUGUG